Molecule: messenger RNA, 1429 nt
Organism: Tuber melanosporum (Perigord truffle)
Lineage: Eukaryota; Fungi; Ascomycota; Pezizomycetes; Pezizales; Tuberaceae
Exons: 2
Coding region: 219-1175 (318 amino acids)
Source: RefSeq, a predicted model, not a curated record
CGUUUAUAUGAGAACAGAGUGCGAAUAUCUGGUAACUUAUUAAUUAGCUCUCAUCGAUUGGGUUAUUUGUUGACAGCGGCCUGUCAGGCUUCGACUAAUACGUCACAAACUCCCACUCCUCCAACAUUCCCCUCCCAGUUCACCACCUCCUCAUUUUUCUCACCAUCGCGAUCACCCAUUUUUUCCCAUCAAACACGCGAAAAAAACCGAUACCAAAGAUGACUUCGAUUAUACGCGCGGCAUCUAACGCUAUUCCUUCUAAGCUGAGGCCUGUGUUGCUCGUGUUUCUCAACCUCGCGCUCGCUACCGGCCUUAGCUACCUCGCCAAUCCAUGGAUCGGCCAGGACAUUAUGGCCGUUGAGCGGCCGAUGACCACUUUAAACGAUUAUAUGGGAGUCGUCGGGUGGCGUAUCGUGGAGGUUCUAGGUUACUGGAUAGGUGGAUGGGAUGCCUCACGAGCAGCCUGUCUAGUCACACUUACUCUUUCGCCUGCACUUCAUUAUCUACAUACCUACCAGCCAAGCCACUCGCCGCUCCUCCCAACCCUCGCUGUGACCACCGCGAUAGACGUGCUGUCAAUCUACCUUCCUCUUCGCUUCCUUCGUGCUUCGCCCAAGGACUCGACUGCAGCACCCUUCAAGCAAGAUUCCAAGACCGAUGCGACCCGCUUCCUGACGACCCUCCUUUCAUCCAGUAUCUACCAGUUGGUCCUUUACUCGGCGAGCAAAAAAUUCCUUACCUCCUGGCUUUUGGAAUCUGGUUGGGAUUUGGAGUCAGUGGUGCGCGUACAUGACGCCCCGGAAGCGGCGCUUCUCGCUCGUGCGGUGAUGAUGAUGCCUGUUGGUUGGGCUGCUAGCGAGAUUAUCUUCUACUCUCCAAAUGGAUCUGCGGAUUCUACCAUCCCAACCGAUCCCGCUCCCGAGGAGAUCAAGCAGGAUUAUACCGGUGUCUGGGGAUUCUUCCUCCGUAUGUGGAUGAGCAGAUUGAGCCCCCGCUCGCGCAAGAUCAUCAGGAGGACUCUAUUGAUUGCUAGCUACCAGGGAAUUAGCUCUAUCGUUGAGCUUGCUGGAAAAGUCAAAGGCGGUGAUUUGAGGGGCGCUGCUGGUGUUAGUGGAGUCUGGGCAGUCGCUACAGUGAUUGUUGGAGCGGUUCUUUGCUGGGUCGGGAGGGUUUAAACACCAAUGUUCGAUGAACAAGGCAGAUGGGAGGAUGGAAGGAUGGGUGGAUGGGAGGAUGAGGAUGGGAGGAUGGGAGGAUGGGAGGAUGGGAGGAUGGGAGGAUGGGAGGAUGGGGAGGGAGGCAGGUAAGUAAGCUGGUAGGUAGAAAGGGUGAAGGACGGCGUUGGAUUCAGCCUUGGCUUCUUGAGUUAUCAAUAGUCUCUUUUUUGAUCUACAUUUUUUUAUUGAUCCUGUUUUCCUUCUUGUCAAAA